Messenger RNA from Nanorana parkeri, 1976 nucleotides. RefSeq names its product Fanconi anemia complementation group G (gene FANCG). Gene Ontology annotation, biological process: interstrand cross-link repair. The record is from RefSeq and is a predicted model, not a curated record. Gene Ontology annotation, molecular function: protein binding. Bases 1 to 1971 code for a protein of 656 amino acids. Lineage: Eukaryota; Metazoa; Chordata; Amphibia; Anura; Dicroglossidae. The transcript is spliced from 14 exons. Gene Ontology annotation, cellular component: Fanconi anaemia nuclear complex.
AUGGAGGUGGAGUGUGAGAUGGAAAUCCCUGAGGAUGAAAGCCUUGUUACACUGUGGAUUCAGGAGAAUAAUGCAGUUGUUAAGAGAUGGAAGGAUUUCAAAACAACCGGGAAUAUCCAAGCUUUGAAGCAGACAUUAUUGGAGUGUGAUUCAGAGCUUUCACUUUUGCUUCAGAAAGUACAAGGUUUACCACCCACAGCCAACAACCUUCCCUUGGAGCUGACAGUUGUGUACAACACUUUGUUAAUUCGCAUUAAUAUAACUGGUGGAUUUCUCUGUGAACAUCAAGAACAACUGAAGAAUGCCCUGUGCCGAGUGCUUGUGACCAGGAGCCAGGGAGAGGUGAGGGAAACAACCAUCACAGAGCUAUGGAAGAAGGUCCUCGCUGCAGGGCAUCCUCAGGACACAUACUCUGCUUUGAACAGAUUAGCUGGAUUGCAGGGUGCCUUGUGGCUGGCAGAAAAUCUCCUGGAGCCUAUGGUGAAUUUAUUUCACCUUUUUAACCAGGUACGUUUCCAUCAGGUGACAGGUGGUAUGUCAGAUCCUACUUUGACAUAUAGAAAAUGCAAGUUGUUGGAGUUGAUCAAAGCAUGGAAAGUUCCUCAACAGGCAGAGGAAGAAAUUCACACUCUUCAGAGUGUCUGCCAUUUAAAAGAUAUGCUGUAUACCUCUGCUGCUUUUCUGCAAGGUUUGGCUUCAAUGGAUGCUGAGGAUUUCCCCCAGGCAGUGAACCUCUUACAAAAAGCUGCCAGCAGCUUGUGUACUAGCAAAAUAUUGUCUGAGAUCUACACCUGUCUUGGCUGGUCCUUCUACAAGAUGGCAAAGCCACAAACAGCCCUGCAGUUCUGGAAGCAGGCUCUGAGUGUGAAUUUUCAGUGUCUCCCAGCACUGUACCACACAUCCCGCCUGUACAGUGACAUGAGCAGGAUGGAAUCUGAACUGGAGGCUCUUGAUCUACUCCACACUGAAUUAGAAAAUCAUUCUACGAUGCCCAGCUUAACAGAGACCUUAUUUCUGUUUAGAACUGAACUUCUGCUGAGCGUCUCAAUUUUGAGCCGCUAUCUCCAUGUACCAAACUCCUGGGAGGUGAAGUAUCUCAUAGCAAAUCAUCACCUGAGAAGAAAUAGCACUGAACAUGCAGCAGAACAUUACAUGGAUCUGAUGACCGCAUUACUCAAUGAAUCUCAGGCAGAAAGUAUGUAUCCCAGCCCUGCUACCCUGCCCAGAAUUCCGGUGAUUUACCUGGAAGCUGCCGCAGCGCUUUUAGAAACUAAAAGGUUUCAGGACGCUAUCACAGUGAGUGAAGAAGUGUUGGAAAGUCUCAUUCACAUCACAGCUGGCAUCGCAACCAUGGCGGAAGCAGAGACUAGUCACGAGUCUAAAUCUUACAUUGAAAAGCUGAACAGUGUCUUGUGGGCAUCCACAGCUCAUUUCCUUCAAGGAGAAGCUCAAGGGAAGCUGGGAAAUCUUAAAGAGUCAGUUACUGCAUACACUAGGUGUAUAAACCUAAUGAUGAAAGUUCAGUUUGCUGACUCUGGUUUUUUUAAGGGUAACGAUCACAUCAAAGAGCUUAAAGUAUUUACAGUUCUGAAAGCAUCAGCCUUUUUGGGCAGAAGUCACCAGUUCUCGCAGAUGGGGGAUGAAAAGAGUUCCAAAAUGAAUGUGAGACUUGCCCUUCAGGCCAUACAAGGGUUUCCAGGUACAUUCUUCUGCCUUAUUGGAUUGUUGUGGAAGACAGAGCAUAAGAAAGAAGUAGCCCAUGAAUUUAGGAGGUGGAGGUACCAGGGUAAAAUGGAGUACCUACUUGAGCAAUAUGAAGAAAUAAAGAGGUAUUUGCCAGUGCACCUGAUUGUUUGCAUCCAAAAAAGCUUCUUGCUGGACAAGUCACUGGUUCAAGAAUUGGAGGAUUAUUUGCAAAAGGAAGAAAAGGAAAAUACUAUUGACUCUUAUCAAAACUUUACAAAAUGUUGAGUAAC